UUCACCGAUUCCUCAAAAAGGUGACCAUUUAAUCAAUCACCAAAAACGGGGCCUGAUCCAAGCACCUCCCAAGUCUCUCUUCUCUCUCACACACACACAUACACGCACUACAAGAACAGAUAGAGUUUGCUAAUUAAAAACUGAACUUGGCUGUGAAUUUGAUCGACGAUGCAUUUGAUUCUCUGAAAUUAUUGGAUUUUCAUUCUAAUUUGAAUUAUGCUGAUGUCAGCCCCAAAUAUCACACUGUCGAUCGCUUCAACUCAGAACAUCACAGAUCCUUCGUUACCGAGUAAAAUCCACACAAUUUCCAAAUGGUACGAUAUGGGAAGCGCGGGGUGCACCGGAUUCUGGCGCGACGCAGCUCUUGUUGUGCCCUCGGUGUUAUUUGUUCUGUACCUAGGGUUUCAAGCUAAGCGGAAUCUCAAGAAGCUGAGCCACCGCAGGUCUUAUGUCAUGAUUUCUUACUAUGCGCUUAUCUGGUUCACCGUUCUUCUGAACCUUGCUUGGUCAUUUCUUCAGGAAUGGCAGUGUGCUCCAGGGAAGGAGAUUGCAUGGAACCUAUUGUCAUUAUUCACGGAAAGUGGAAUGCUAUUUUUAGAAAUUAGCUUAGUGGCCUUCUUGCUCCAGGAUAGUUAUGCAAGUGGAUUGGAAGCUCUAGCACGUACUUUCAUAGUUUCAGGUGUCUUUGUGGCUGUCGAUAUACUUCUCCAGGUGAUAUUCAUAUUUGGAUUUGGGGUUCCCCUAUUUAUUGAUAAUGAAGCUACACAUCGGGGAAAAUGGGGUGUAUGGUUCACUCAUACGCUAGUACUUGCAGCUGCCUAUGGCUACAUAGCAUUCGUGCACUAUUCAAAGUGGAGAGAUAAGUUACCACCAAGACCGGCAUUCUACAACUACGUAAUCCUCAUGUUUAUAGUCAAUGUAACGGCAUUGUUUGCCAGUGGGCUUGCCGGAAUUGGGGUCGGCUUUGGACUCUGGUUGUACAAUUUCAUAGUGAUAGCUCGUCACUCCCUUUAUCUUCCGUUUCUAUACAUAAUUUUUCUUGCUGACUUUUUCCAGGAGGAAGAUUGGCUGUUGGAUAAUGCUUAUUACUCGGAGAUGAAGGAUGCAGGCUUUCUCGACACUGACUGGGAUUAGGCUAUGAAAAUAAGUUGUAUGGGAUUAAAAUGUUCCAGCUAAACAUGUAAAUGAAUUCCUUGUAAAUUUCUGCAAAAGAAUAGUUUGAGCAAUCGAACUUGGAUCACAUGUGUACUAUCAUGACCAACUUAGAAGCUUUAAGAGGUCCUGAAGAUAUUUCUACGUGUCUAAUACUGAGACAAAUAUAAAUUGUUUUCAUUUUGUCAAUUCGAA
Molecule: messenger RNA, 1347 nt
Organism: Olea europaea var. sylvestris
Lineage: Eukaryota; Viridiplantae; Streptophyta; Magnoliopsida; Lamiales; Oleaceae
Product: transmembrane protein adipocyte-associated 1 homolog
Exons: 6
Coding region: 217-1134 (305 amino acids)
Biological process (GO): G protein-coupled receptor signaling pathway
Cellular component (GO): plasma membrane
Molecular function (GO): G protein-coupled receptor activity
Source: RefSeq, a predicted model, not a curated record